AUGACUUCACUUCGUGUUCUGUUCAUACUACUUUGCAUCAGCUCGUUGCUAUACAACGUUGUUUCUUCAGAGUCAGUGAUAGACACUGAGAAGGAAGAAGUAGAACAAGAGCAGUUAUACGAGCACAAGUACACCAUAUACCAUAAACUCUCUUAUCCAGAAUCCACGUUCAAGAAACGAGGUCAACUGACUUUAAUUCCAUCGCGUAGUGUAGCAAAAUACUCACCUGCAGAUAACGAGAAUGAUGCAUCUUUAACCUUGACCGAUUCGUUAAAUAGUCAAAAUGACAAUGACACGAUACUGUAUCAUAUUAAAUUAGUCGAUGAACAGGAUCCAAAUAAAUCUUUUAUCUCAUUUACAAAAUGGUGUUUAUUGUUAACAUCAGAUUUCGAAGAUGAGAUUAUAAUUCACUUGGACAAAGAUAGCAAUCUCUUUCAUUUUGAUUAUUACACUACUCAACCUCUAUGCACUGCUUCUAGCGAUGCAUACAAGAAUGUACCAUCAAUACCUAAAUUCAAGACUACUGCUCAAACCAUCAAAGCAGUCAAAGGUGUUCGUCCUAAAUUGGCUAAAGCCGCACCACUUCGACCAGAUGGUACCAUAGAAACCCCACCACCUGAAAAAUCAUUUUUACAGAAAUAUUGGAUAUACAUUGUUCCUUUGCUAAUAGUACUAUUAUUCGGAGGGGGCCCGGAGGAAGAAGGUCAGAGAGGUCAAGGUGGUCAAGGCGGUCAAGGUGGUCGACCCAACGCACAACAAUAA
Messenger RNA from Ambispora leptoticha, 762 nucleotides. Lineage: Eukaryota; Fungi; Glomeromycota; Glomeromycetes; Archaeosporales; Ambisporaceae. The record is from the annotation of a GenBank genome assembly.